AUGAGCAUGCAGAAAUCGACAAAGACUAAGAAGGCUAGUAGUAGCGAGGCAUCAUCCGAAAACAAUAAUGAUGUAGACCUUCUCAAGAUAGUGGAGAUGCGGAUAAGAGGCGACGCAUCAGAUUUUAUGGAGAGUGUUGAAGAGCAAAGAAAAUCCAGACAAGCUCGCCGCCAUGUUGUACCACCACGGCCACCGCCGCGUGACCUGUCUCAACCCAAUAAUAAUAAUCACUCUCAACAACAACAAGCAGAUACUAUUCUUCCGCCUUGUCGUGUUUCCAAGGAGGAUACCUUCGACAUACUUAGUCUUGUGGCCGAAAGAGCUGCCCAACCACCAUCACUGCCUGACGAUGAUGAUGUUGAUCAUAUUGACGACGACGAUCAGGAACAAAAUACGAGUACACUGGAACUCACGGAAACAAUCAAAGAUACAAGAGCAGUACUACGGAACAGCAACAACUCAUCCACAACAGUAACCCCACCGACAUUGUCGCGAGCAAGAAGGGCCUCACAAGUGGAACCUGGGGCGUAUCCUGUGGCUGGGAUUAGAGCAAUGAUGCAUCACCCAAGUCGUAUCCCAUCCACUGGAAGGACGCAUGGCAUGGACGAGCUGGGAUUGGAAUUGGUGUCUUCAUCUCAAGAUGAAACUCAUUAUGAUGAUGAUCUGGUUCAUGCCGACCCAGUGGACGACUCAGAAAAUGGGGAGAUUGCAACUGCAGAGCCAAUUACAACAAGGGCAAAAAGAGUAUGGAAGAAGAAACUCUGUCUUCACCUCUCCCUACAAGCCAUUGUUGCCAUUGCCAUUGUUGCCAUCAUCCUUUUGGCUUUUCUGUUGGCUCCAAAAAUGGGUAAUCAUAAAGAGCUUGGAAAGCACCAAAAUGGGGUACUUCCAAUCGAUCAAAGACAACCACCACCACCACCAAGCACACAAGAGCCAUCAAGCUUGCUGGAAAAACUCAAUCUGCCGGAUUACACACUCACGGAAAUGGAGAAUUCUAGAUCUGCACAAUCCAGGGCUUAUCAUUGGUUAAGCAACAAUAUCAACAAGAACAACAAUGGCCAGAAUCUCCCUGUAUGGAGACUAAGGCAAAGGUUUGCUUUGGCCACAUUUUACUAUGCCACAAGAGGUGACAAUUGGGUGAAAAAUCAAGGCUGGUUGGAUUGGGAAACCAACGAGUGCAACUGGGAACAAAUUCAAUCGCGUAGGGUGCUGGACCAAGCACCAGCUUGUGAUGACAAUGGGCAACUCCUAUCAUUGCAAUUCAAGUUUGCCAACAACGCGGACGGAACAAUACCACCAGAAAUAUCCCUGCUUCAUGAAAGCUUGGAAAGAGUAGUAGUAUCUUGGAGCUUCCAACUCAAAGGACACAUUCCAACGGAGGUUGGGCUUCUGACAAGGCUGAAAGAAUUUGUGUUAGGUACAACACACUUGUCUGGCACACUACCAACAGAACUGGGUCAGUUACGAAGCUUGGAGCAAUUAUUGAUCUCAAGUAACGCGUUUGUUGGGACUUUACCUACUGAGCUGGGCAACCUAAGCAACCUGACAAAUUUUAUAUUUGAUGGAGCGAACUUUUCUGGGUCAAGCCCCACUGAGAUUCUUCAAUUGUCAAAUCUCAAGCACUUGGGUUUCACAAAUUGCCCUGGGUUGGAUAUAGAGGCUUUCCUCCCUGAAGUAACUAGAAACAUGCACAAUUUGGAGACACUUGUUCUAGGUGGUUGGAAACCUGGGCGGUUGACAUCAAUUCCAUCUGAAGUUGGCAAGCUGACCAACCUGGCAACCCUGAAUUUGAAAGGCUUCCAACAUAAUGGCCCCAUUCCAAGUGAGAUGGGAUUGUUGACACAGCUAACCAACUUAAACUUGCAGAGGAGCUCAAUCUCAGGCACUUUGCCGAAAGAGUUAUCAAAGAUGUCGCAAUUAGAAUUCUUAAACCUCCAAUCCAACAAGUUGGAAGGAAAGGUCCUUGAACAAGGUGUCCUCCACCUACUCAACAAGUUGCAGCUUUUGCAAAUAAGGGACAACCUAUUCUCGGGCUCUCUUCCCACUGAAGUUGGUUUGUGGUCUAGCCUUGAGAUUCUUUCACUGCAAAACACGAAAAUAUCUGGCACUCUUCCCACGGAAUUGCUUUUGUUGGACAAUUUUGCCAGCCUGGUAGUCGUGAACACAUCCUUGACAGGCAGCAUCCCUCGUGGACUGUGCAACAAGGUAGUCCUAAAAAGGAAGGAAAGUGUUUUGGGGGCAGUUGCUAUGGAGUGGCAACUUCUAACCUGUCUGUGUGCUAUGGAACAAAUCUGUGCGGCUGUAGUUGUGCUCCUUGCUCCUACUAAUGGCGCAGAAAGCUUCCAUUGA
Seminavis robusta is the source of this 2349-nucleotide messenger RNA. The record is from the annotation of a GenBank genome assembly. NCBI's taxonomy places the organism in Eukaryota, Bacillariophyta, Bacillariophyceae, Naviculales, Naviculaceae.